Messenger RNA from Musa acuminata subsp. malaccensis (wild Malaysian banana), 1209 nucleotides. RefSeq lists its product as uncharacterized. Lineage: Eukaryota; Viridiplantae; Streptophyta; Magnoliopsida; Zingiberales; Musaceae. The record is from RefSeq and is a predicted model, not a curated record.
CAGGGCACGAGAGCCAAUAUGUAUCGGACCUCCCCCUUCAGAAACUGUGAUGGCGCGGCUGUUGGCUCGUCUACGUUUCGUUCGAUUUCCAUUGUCGCAUAGGCCUGAAUUUUCGCCCGGUCUAGCAAGCGUGCACCGUGGCGGAAGAACCAGUGCAGGACAUCUUAAUCCUAUCCUACAAGUAUCACGAUCCUACGCUCGUGAGCGAACACAUUAUAACUUGUUCGGUAAUAGAAGGCCUGGCGAUGAAGAAUUCAGAAAAGCUUGGGCAGAAGAGAUGGAUGAGGAUGACUGUUUAUGGACUGCGAGCGAGGAUGAUGAAGAAGAUAAUGAGAAGGACAGCAGAAAUUUGGAAAGGGCAAUUAAGAAGAUAAGGAAGCAGGCAAAGGAGAACUCGGACCUCAUCGAUGGUGAUGAGAGCGAUGAGCUGAGAAGUUUGUGUUCGGAAAGUGAUGAAGAGGUUGCCCUGUGGAGUGGCAGUGAGGAUGACGACGAUGAUGAUAUUCCUACUGAGUCACACUCGAAUGAACGUAGUGAUAAACACAUAGACAAAUUGUUUGAGUUUGAGGAGACACCCAAGUACAGGACCAUUUCAGAGCUGUUGAAAGCCGAAAAGGACCCCCCAGAGUUGUCCCCAGGAAAGCAAGCGAGAAAGCUUGCUGUGGAAAAUGCACUGAAGAAGUUAAAGAAAGGGCCAGACGGGCGGUACAUAAAUGUCUGGGAGGUGAUGAGUGACAUCGAUAUCCUGAUUGGAGCUUUCGAAAACAUCGUUUCAGGGCCAGAGUAUGCAGAGCUUCGAGAAGGCGGGCCUAAGAAGCUAAAUAUGCAAUUCUUCAAGGAUAUACAAGCGCGCAUGAGAGAUCCAAAUUUCAAAUUUUCGCCUGAGUUGAAACUAAAGCCAAAAAGCAAAUUUGUCCCUCGAAAGAAGUGGCAAAAAGCUCAAUCGAGGAGGAGGAAAAACGAAAGACGUUAACAGGAGGUAAUUCUCUAUUUAUUUUGAUCAAGGAGUGGAGGGAACUUUCAGGCAUGAUUUCUGCUCAUGAGAGGAAAGAACACUAUAUGCAUGAAUUGAGAAGGCUAACACUUUUACAAGUCUUUCUCCUUUCUUUGGCAACAUGUCAGUGUAGAAUGCCAUGUAAAAUUUCAAUGGACAAACAUAUGUGCAUUAAUGGUUGAUCGAAUGAUCUCCUGUUACUUUAUUUCUAUUAA